Molecule: messenger RNA, 2733 nt
Organism: Nematolebias whitei (Rio pearlfish)
Lineage: Eukaryota; Metazoa; Chordata; Actinopteri; Cyprinodontiformes; Rivulidae
Gene: cdhr1a
Product: cadherin-related family member 1a
Exons: 17
Coding region: 8-2623 (871 amino acids)
Biological process (GO): adherens junction organization; cell morphogenesis; calcium-dependent cell-cell adhesion
Cellular component (GO): adherens junction; catenin complex; plasma membrane
Molecular function (GO): calcium ion binding; cadherin binding
Source: RefSeq, a predicted model, not a curated record
CGGUUUUAUGACUUUAUUCUUCAGGAUGAAGAAUGAGAAGGUUUUAAAUUUGUCACUGCUUUUCAUGUUUGUGAAUGCCUGUUUUGCACAGGCAGACUUUGCCCCUUACUUCUACGACAAUGGACCGUACAGCGACAACGGGAAUCUGGCCCUGUUCAGCCUCUCAGAGGACACUCCUGUUGGUACGCAGAUCUAUCGUCUCAAUGGCACAGACCCUGAAGGUCAGGAGGUGAGGUACGGACUUUCCUUUGAUCCGGGGUCAAAAGAGUACUUCAGUGUCAAUACAAAAUCUGGAAGUAUUACACUGGUGGAAAAGUUGGACAGAGAGAAACAAGAUUCCAUUGACGUUAAUAUCAGUAUCACAGAUGGAAAAAGCCAGGUUGUGGAAAAAGUUACUAUAUUUGUGAUGGAUGCAAACGAUGAAAAACCAGAGUUUCAAAACAUGCCAACAAUUAUUGAUGUAGUAGAAACAACUGAAUCUGGAAGUAGCAUCUACAAAGUGGAGGCUGUGGACAGAGACACAGGCUCAGGAGGCUCGGUCACCUAUUACCUCCAGUCCAAUCUGUUUGCCAUUGACAGACAUAGUGGAGUCCUUCGUAUCAAAUCAGGGGAAACACUGGAUUAUGAGAAAAGCAAAACUCAUUUUGUUGUAGUCAUUGCUAAGGAUGGUGGAGGGAACUAUAAUGGCAAAGAACAAUUUCUAUCAUCCUCUUCUACCAUGACCAUCAAUGUGGUUGAUGCACAAGACACUCCUCCAGCUUUCAUUGGGACGCCAUACUUCGGAUAUGUUUAUGAAGUCUCAAAGCCAGGCUCUGAAAUAUUUACUGUGUCUGCAGAAGAUGGUGAUGUGGGAAACCCAAAUCCAGUCCGAUACUCAUUUGAUGAAGGUGAUGAUGGUGUUUUUUAUAUAAAUAAAACAAGCGGUUGUAUCUCUCUGCUGAGUCCUCCGAUUAAUCUGAAGAGAGAAAUCUUCAACAUAAAAGUCCGGGCAUCAGAAGUAAGUCCUGAAGGCAAACCAAUGGACUAUGGGGUGACCACAGUGGUGAUCCGUGUAGUGGAUCUGAACAAUAAUCCACCCACGUUUUAUGGAGAACAUGGCCCACAGAGUAUGUUCGAGCUGACCAUGAACGAGCAUCCGCCAGAGGGAGAAAUCCUACGAGGCCUGAAAAUCACAGUUAAUGACUCAGAUCAGGGUGCAAAUGCUAAAUUUAACUUGAGGCUAAUUGGACCUGGAAGAAUGCUUCGAGUUGUCCCCCAAACUGUCCUCAAUGAGGCCCAAGUCACCAUUUUGGUGGAGGACUCUGCUGCCAUGGACUAUGAGAGACACCAUUUUUUAACAUACAAGUUACUUGCAGUGGAGGUGGAUACCCCUGAGCGAUUCAGCGCCACAGCAGACAUUGUCAUUCAUCUCUUGGACACCAACGACAACGCUCCCAAAUUCUCCUCGGACUACUACGUUGCCAGAAUUCCAGAAAACUCGCCCGGUGGCUCAAAUGUGGUGUCAGUCACGGCAGUAGACCCAGACUCUGGACCUUGGGGUGAAGUGAAGUACUCAAUCUAUGGAUCAGGGGCAGAACUGUUUCUGAUCCAGCCUACAUCUGGGAUUAUAUACACACAGCCCUGGGCGAGCCUGGAUGCUGAGGUGAGGUCUAAGUAUAACUUCUAUGUGAAGGCAGAGGAUGCAGAGGGAAAGUAUAAUCUGGCUGAAGUCUUUGUGACUGUGCUGGACCUGAAUGACCAUCCACCUGCUUUCAAUAACAACUUCCUGGAGAAGACCAUGGUGAUUGGGGCACCAGUGAAGAUAGAGGCUGUAGAUGAUGAUGCAGAAGUACCCAACAAUGUAAUUGAAUAUGCCAUCAUGAAAGCUGAACCGGACAACAACAUUUUUGAUAUUAACUCGGACACGGGAGAAAUCAAACUGAAGUCCUUUAUCAAGUCAAUGGCCAUCAUUCAGAACAUCACUAAGAAGCGGGACUGCAGCUGGUCUCUGGUGGUGCAGGCCCGGGACCUGGGGCAGCCGUCCUUCAGCACCACUGCAGUUGUCAAGAUCGACAUCACUGAAGCCACUACAGAAGGGGGGCCUUUGGGAUCAUUUUUAAUGCAGAAUAGAAACAACCCAAUGCAUAUCAUAGGAGUGCUUGCUAGCUUUAUUGGUCUCAUGGUCAUAAUCACCAUCAUCAUCUCCACUGCAACGUUCUUGCGCAACAUUAAGUCCAACCGGAUCCUGCCCACCCGCAAAAUACGAAGAAGGCCACAGAGACAGCCCUUAUGGAACUUCAAAAACCCCUUCAAGACAUCAUCAACCACCAGAGAGAAAUUCAGAGUUACAGAGGAAGAGCAGGAGCCAGAGGUUGCCGUGGAGAACGUCAACUGUAACAACAACGUCACCAAUGUUGUGAGACACUGGACUCCGCCUCCGCCACCCUGUGCACCGUCUCUGCCCCCUCCACCACCUAACUACAUCUACAGAGAGCGGCAGUGGACUGUACCAACGGUCUCCUCGUCGGUGGCACCCAAACCUAGAAAGAAGCUGGAGAGGCAGGACACUAUGAACAAAGCGCUAGUUUCAGAGCUCAAAAUGAGAUUGGAGCAGAAGAAGAUGAAAGCAACUAAUUUUACUUAGAAAUAGUUCAGAUCUUUUGAAGUGGAGUUCCUCGGAAAGAUGAUGAACAUUUAGUAUCUUACCUGUUGCAGAAAGCUGUUUGAAUGACCUCAGUUUUUUUUUUUUUUUUU